Molecule: messenger RNA, 2334 nt
Organism: Anopheles marshallii
Lineage: Eukaryota; Metazoa; Arthropoda; Insecta; Diptera; Culicidae
Gene: Marf
Product: transmembrane GTPase Marf
Exons: 9
Coding region: 1-2334 (777 amino acids)
Biological process (GO): mitochondrion localization; mitochondrial fusion
Cellular component (GO): mitochondrial outer membrane
Molecular function (GO): GTPase activity; GTP binding
Source: RefSeq, a predicted model, not a curated record
AUGGCAACCUACCUGAACCGCACACUGUCGAUGGUAACCGGCAACGGAAACGCCUCCAUGUACGAAACGGCCGCCCUAAUCGAUCCGAACGCACGGACGCUGCACAACAACGCGACGGACGUGUCACCGCUUCAGAUCUUCGUACGAGCCAAAAAGAAGAUCAAUGAUAUCUUCGUCGAGAUCAAUGAUUACGUUGUCGAAACGACCGGGUUCAUCGAAGAACUCCCCGCAGCGACCGAAAUCGUGGACAAAGCGGAAGCAGAACAGUUCAAAAGCUAUGUGCUCAAGGUGCGAGGAAUCAGGGAGGUGCUGGCAAGAGAUAACAUGAAGGUGGCGUUCUUCGGACGUACAUCCAAUGGCAAAAGCUCGGUCAUAAAUGCCAUGUUACGCGAUAAAAUACUUCCGAGUGGUAUUGGGCAUACGACUAACUGCUUCUGCCAGGUGGAAGGAAUCGAUGGACAAGAGGCGUACCUGGUGAAGGAGGGAAGUGACGAGAAGCUGAACGUAACGUCAGUGAAACAAUUGGCAAAUGCACUGUGUCAGGAGAAGCUGUGCGAGAGCUCGUUGGUGCGAAUAUACUGGCCACGCGAACGCUGCAGCUUGUUGCGGGAUGAUGUUGUGUUUGUUGAUUCACCCGGCGUGGACGUAUCGCCUAAUCUCGACGAUUGGAUUGAUAACCACUGCUUGAAUGCAGACGUUUUUGUGCUGGUGCUAAAUGCUGAGUCUACAAUGACUUUAGCGGAAAAAUCCUUCUUUCAUGAAGUGUCGACACGGCUAUCGAAACCGAACAUUUUUGUGCUAAAUAACCGAUGGGAUGCUUCGGCGUCGGAGCCCGAAUUUCAAGAAUCGAUGGAUCUGGAAAAGGUUAAAGCUCAACACCAGGAACGUUGUAUAGAUUUCCUAGUCAAGGAACUGAAGGUAGCUACACCGAAAGAGGCCGAAGAGCGCGUAUUUUUCGUGUCGGCACGCGAAACACUUCAGGCACGGCUGAAGGAACAGGAGGGUCUUCCACCGAUCGCUGGUGCACUUGCGGACGGUUUUCAAAAUCGGUACUUUGAGUUUCAGGACUUUGAGCGCAAGUUUGAAGAAUGCAUUUCGAAGAGUGCAGUACGGACCAAGUUCGAACAGCACAGCUCGCGGGGCAAAAACAUUGCGAGUGAUAUGCGCAUGAUGCUGGACAGCAUCUACGAGCGGGCGAACGUGUUGCGCAACCAGAAGCUCGAACAGAAGAAACGGCUGACGGACCGUAUUGCGAACACGGAAACCUCACUGAUGCAAGUAACGCGCGAGAUGAAGAUGAAAAUUCACACUAUGGUCGAAGAGGUUGAACAAAAGGUGGCGAAAGCAUUAAACGAAGAAAUCUGGCGGUUGAACGUGCUGGUGGACGAGUUUAAUCUGCCGUUCCACACGGAUCCGCUCGUACUGAAUGUGUACAAGAAAGAAAUCAAUGCGCACGUCGAGAAUGGGUUGGGAUCGAACUUACGCGCACGGCUUAGCACGGCACUGGCGAUGAAUGUCGAAACUGCGCAGCGGGAAAUGACGGGCCGCAUGACGGCGUUGCUACCCUCGGAAAAGAUGACUGCCCAGCAGCAUCAAGUGAUCGUUCGUACCCAACCCUUUGAGAUGCUAUAUACGCUCAAUUGCCAGAAUCUGUGUGCUGAUUUCCAGGAGGAUCUAGAAUUCCGAUUCUCCUGGGGUAUUCGGGCCAUGAUUGCACGAUUUAAUGGUAAAAUUAGAGCGAACAAUCGGAAAGCAAUCAAGUAUCAGCGACAGGACAGCAGAACGAAUAUGUCGCAGGUUCUUUCUCCAACCUCACCGAUGUGUCUUAUGCCUGAAAACGAGCUGAUAACGAACGAGCAAUUGUCGGUGAUUUCAAAGGUGGCCAUUGCCUCGAUAGGAUCGCAGGGAACACUCGGACUAGUGGUGGCUGGUUUGAUGUUAAAAACCAUCGGGUGGCGAGUAAUAGUCGGUGCAGGUGUAAUAUAUGGCAGCGUUUACCUAUACGAACGAUUGUCCUGGACCAACACGGCAAAGGAACGCAAUUUUAAGAACCAAUACGUAGAACACGCAACGCGCAAGCUGAAGCUGAUCGUCGAUUUGACCUCGGCCAACUGUAGCCAUCAAGUGCAACAGGAACUGUCCAGUACAUUUGCGCGCUUAUGCCGCGUAGUGGAUACCGCCAGCACGGAGAUGAACGAAGAACUGAAGCAAAUCGAAAGCUCCCUUGGGGUGAUCGAGACAAAUCAGAAACAGAUCAAGCUACUGAAAAACAAAGCUAACUACAUAAUGAAUGAGCUGGAAAUCUUCGAUAGCAACUACAUCAAAGCGAACUAG